Nymphalis io (European peacock) is the source of this 660-nucleotide messenger RNA. RefSeq lists its product as uncharacterized. Gene Ontology annotation, biological process: olfactory behavior; sensory perception of smell. The record is from RefSeq and is a predicted model, not a curated record. The coding region runs from base 19 to 435 and encodes 138 amino acids. Gene Ontology annotation, cellular component: extracellular region. NCBI's taxonomy places the organism in Eukaryota, Metazoa, Arthropoda, Insecta, Lepidoptera, Nymphalidae. The transcript is spliced from 8 exons. Gene Ontology annotation, molecular function: odorant binding; dibutyl phthalate binding.
CGUAUCUCAAUAGAAAAUAUGAAGUAUAGUUUUGUUUAUUCGGUCCUAGUAAUAAGUUUAUAUCAAUGCAGUAUCAUUUUUGCGAUGACAAGGCAACAACUUAAAAAUUCCGGAAAACUUAUGAAAAAAUCUUGUAUUCCGAAAAAUGAUGUCACUGAAGAGCAAGUCGGCAAAAUAGAGCAGGGAAAGUUCUUAGAAGAGAGGAACGUUAUGUGUUACAUCGCCUGCAUAUACUCCAUGACUCAAGUUAUAAAAAACAAUAAACUAAGCUAUGAGGCAGUAAUAAAACAAGUGGAUCUGAUGUUUCCGCCCGAUAUGAAAGACGCGGUGAAGGCUGCCGCAGCAAAAUGCAAAGAUAUUGAUGUCGAGGGCUCAACUAAAGAAGACAAUGACGAUUAUGAAAAAUCAGUGUAUGCCAAAAACUGGUGUUACUAAUGAUAAAGUUGGUAAAAUCGAGCAAGGAGUAUUUAUAGAAGACCAUGAUGUAAUGUGUUACAUUGCGUGUGUAUAUAAAACUAUCCAAGUUGUAAAAAAUAAUAGGUUAGAUAAGGACUUGAUUUCGAAGCAAAUUGAUAUCCUUUAUCCAGUGGAAAUUAGGGAACCAGUUAAGAAAUCUGUGGCAAAAUGCAUUUUAGUUCAAACUAAUUACGAAGACGCAUG